This is a messenger RNA of Elgaria multicarinata webbii, 912 nucleotides long. RefSeq names its product C-signal-like. The record is from RefSeq and is a predicted model, not a curated record. The transcript has 6 exons. Gene Ontology annotation, cellular component: cytoplasm. NCBI's taxonomy places the organism in Eukaryota, Metazoa, Chordata, Lepidosauria, Squamata, Anguidae. Bases 76 to 852 code for a protein of 258 amino acids. Gene Ontology annotation, molecular function: oxidoreductase activity.
GGAGCUGACGGAUAAAUUUAACUGCAUUUUGUCUGCCAAAGAGCUUAGUCUCUGGGCCUCAGGUUGGACAGAAAGAUGGAAGGGUUGAACACACGUACUGUCCUGGUGACUGGCUCCAACCGGGGCAUUGGCUUGGAGAUAGUCAAGCAGCUGGUUGGACAAGGCAAUCGGCCAGCUUGCAUCUUUGCCACUUGCCGGGACCCAGAAGGACCAGGUGCCCAGGAGUUGAGGAAUUUAGCUGCCAAACACCAGGGAAUAGAGAUAAUUCCACUGGACACCUGCAAACUACCCACCAUCAAGGCUGCCGCAGCUAGAGUUACUGAGAAGUUAAAUGGAGCUGGGUUGAAUCUGUUGAUUAACAAUGCUGGGAUUUUAAAGCUAAGCACUGUGGAAUCAGAGACAGAGGAGAACAUGGCUCAGGUGUACAAGACCAAUGUGAUUGGGCCCAUGCUGGUGAGCCAGGCGUUCCUGCCCUUGCUGAGGAAGGCAGCUCAAGAAAGCCCCCAGAAAGGGAUGAGCUGUGGCAAAGCAGCCAUCGUCAACAUGUCCAGUGAAUGCGGCUCCAUCACAAACCUCUUUGCCUGGGAAUUUGAUCAAGUCAUCUCUUACCGUUGCAGCAAGACUGCUCUGAACAUGCUCACACGCUGCCAGUCCCAGGGGUUUGCCAAAGAUGAGAUCCUGUGCAUUACGUUCCAUCCUGGGUGGCUGCAAACAGACAUGGGAAAUCAACUGGGACCGCCCCCGCUGACGCUGGAGUGCAGUGUGCGAGGGGUCCUGAAAACCCUGGCUGGUCUCUCUGAGAAGGACAAUGGCGCUUUUGUGAACUGGGAGGGCAAAAACCUUCCCUGGUGAUACACCCAAAGGCCUGCUUGCGUGCGCUGCAGGAGGGCUCCCUCAUCACAGGCAGCGUGA